AUGCCCCGCGACUGCCACCCACUUUGUCUCGAGAAACGCGACUUUAUGCAGGUUUCCUGUUUCUUUUUAUUUAUUUCAUUUCAAAAAAGUUGGUGGAAUACGUUGGUCAAGAAAGUUUUCGGAAGUUCAUACACGGGCAAAGUCCAAAAAGGACUUUUGGGAAAAAGGCCUCUAGACCUUUUUUCUGGGAAGGACUUUUUAAGGAGGUUUAAAAAAAGAAGGCCGGAAAAAGGAAAUAAUGAGAAGCUUUUUGCAUGUUUCUAGUAACUUAAAAAGAAGAUUUAGGCUCUUCUUUUAAGGUUUUUUUGACCUUGCCUGUGUAAAAAGACUUCUCUGGCAAGCUGGAUCGCUUUUUUUUUAAUGAGGCCUGUUUUUUAAAGUUUUUCAAGUUCGGAAGACUUCAGUUGAAAUAUUCCAAAAAUCCAAAAAUUAUAAGGUUCUGUAGGAAAUCUAUAAUUAAAGAUAAACAUAUUGGAUAAGCUAUAAAAAUAGCCAAAAAAACAUUAAAGAAUAUUCAUUUUAAUAAGUUUCAAGUUUUUCUUGGAGAUUUAUCUCAUUCAGAAAUUUUUGGUAGAAGGGUACUGUAGGUAAUGGAAAAACGAUCGAUUAUUCGAAAAAAAGGCCCAAGUGUAUAUUUUGUCUCAAUACUUCUGUUUGAAAUAAUCGAAAAAUACGAAAUAGAAAGUUCAAAAAUCUGAACGAUUAACUUUUUUCGAAAAUCUAUCAAAAAAAGCGAGAAAAAAGACAUUGAUCAGCAGGAAGAAAUUCUUGAUUCGAGGAAAGUCAAUAAGAAUAAAAAAACAUUAAUUAAACUAGUUUACAAUGCCUCGAACUCUUCAAGAUUUGAAAACUAAAAAAAGCAAAAAAAUUAUUAGCGAUAUUUUCGUCUACACUUGCGCUCUAUGGAGAAUUUACAGCCGAUUCAUUUCAACAGGGAAAAAUUUAUAAAACCUGAUAUUUUAUCGAUUUUUUUAGCAAAAAAAUUACUCGAAAUCUAAAUUUUUCCACCCCACCCCCUUUGGAGCUGACAAUCAACUGAAAAAAAGCUCACAAGACGAAAAAAAUAAAUAUUCCUUCUAAACUAUAUUUCACAACGGGAAAAAUGGCUUGAAAAAUGUGUGUUCCAAUAAAUGUCAGGAAAAAAUAAGGGAUGGAAACAAAAAUUACACGUUUUGUAACAUGCAAUUUUGGACUGGAUCCUUGUUGAAAAAAAUGGAGGAUUUUCUGGGAAUUUAUUGGGAAAAACUAGACUUUUUUUGUUGCUUUUUUUGAGAACCGAAAAAGAAAGAAGACAUGGUUUGUACUGAAAUUUUAAAAAAAUGGAAAAAAAGUCUUUUUGCAUUCAAAAAAACUGUUGAAAAAAAUGGCAGAAAAACUAGAAAAAUUCUGUAUUUUUUUCGUGUCAAAAAAACUUCUGGAAAAAAAGAUGAAAUUGUCAUAUUUAUAAAAUAUUAAAGCUUGAAAAUGUCCAUUUUUAGAUUUCAAACGUUCCAAAUAUUAAAAAAAUAUAAUUUUUUUGAUUUUUUUCAAAGCAGAAAAAUCUUCGAAUAAACUCAAAAAAAUAGUCAUUUUUUUCGAGAAAAAAACUUCAAAAAAAUUUUUUUUUCAACAUUUUUCAGAACAAUAACUUCCAAAUAAAGGCUCAAAAAUGUAUGAAAUCUCAAUUUUUUUCAAGCAAAAAUCUUCAAUUAUACUUAAAAAGUAAUACAUUUUUUUCAAAAAGAAAAAGCCUCAAAAAACGUCUUCUUUUAGUAUUUCCAAGACGAAACUUCCAAAUAAAGUCACAAAAAGUCUAACUUUUCCUUUCUUCAUAGCGAAAAUCCUCAAAAAACCUCAAAAAUAGUCUAUUUUCCAAAAGAAAAGCCUCAAAAAACGUCAUUUGGUCACAUUUCAGUACAAAAACUUCCACAUAAAGUCUGAUUUUUCGUUUUUUCAAAGGUGAAAUUAUCAACCAAGCUCAAAAAAAGUACAUUUUCCAAAAGAAAAGCCUGAAAAAAACGUCAUUUUCCCACAUUUUCCGGACAAAAACUUCCAAAUAAAAAGCACAAAAAUGUAUGACGGGGGAUCAAGUGCGAAAUGGAAUUAUAUUCGGCGGGUCCUUUUGAGUGCGAUAAGGGCCAAAAUUUGGUUUAGGAACGUGUAGGUGAUAAAAGUUUGCGCGACCGUGAUAACUGAUUUGUGUUGCUAUGUUUAAAAAAAGUAUACUAUAAAAAAAUGUUUUCUCGGUUUCUUAUAGCUCAAAAAAACACCUGUAAGAGAGCAAGAAAGUCUUGAAACAAUCAAUAAUGGGCGUGGCCAGCCAAUUAAAGUGAUAGUUCGGUGGAGCGAAAUUGCACCCCUUGAAAAGCUGCCGAUUUAUUGAUUCGUUUUGCUAUGUUUAAACUCAAAAAAAUGUUUUUCGAUUAUUUACAGCUCAUGAAGAUGAUAGGCUUUGAGAAAUGUUGCAAGAAGAUGAAAAAUGGGCGUGGCCAGCCAAUUAAAGUAACAGUGCGGUAGAGCGAAAGUGCUUGUCGUAAAAAGGUGCCGAUUAACUGAUUUAUCUUUUGAUGUUUGAAAAGUAUACUAUAAAAAUAUUUUUUCUAUUCUUACCAGCUCAUGGGCAAGUGCGCUCUAAAAAAUCUUUCAAAAAAAUCAAUAAUGGGCGUGGCCAACCAAUCAGAGCCAUAGUUCGACAACGCAUAAUCAUAUUUCUUUCAAAGCUACCAGUAAAUGUACUAAAACUCAUAAAAUCUCUUUUGAAACAGAAAAAUAAAAUCAACAAUAUCAAGGCGCUUAUCAAAAGCGCCCUAAUCGAUUUAUCAACGUUUAUUUUCAUCUCUAGUGAGUUUAAGAACAAAAAUAGGCGUUUACGAGGGAAAAAGAUAAGGUUCUGGUGUCUGAAAGUGUUAUAAAGGACUGACUUGAGUCAUAAGUUUCAAAAAUGGAAGAAAAAAAGUUGUCAGGCUUUUUUUUACAUUGAGCAGGGUGGACUAAAACGUUCGAUAAAUACAAAAAUCGACAAAUUUCUGAGUUCUAAGAAAUCAAUGAUUUGAGAAAACUUGGAAAUACUAUUAGGCAAAAAUACGAUUAGGGAAAAAAAUACCCAAAACUUGAAAAUUUUUUCUUUUUCAAACAUCCAUAAACAGUAAUAAUGUCAUUUUCACAUAGCUUCCUUUCAAAAAUCGCAACUUUUUUGCAGGUGAACCCUCCCCGGAAAGCGACCGACUUUUACCGAGACUACGACCCGUGGAUCGGGAUCGGGACGGCCGUGGCCCUUUGCCUCUUCUUCUUUGUGAUCACCGUGAAGAGCUGCGUUCGGUACGGGAUCCGUCGGUAUCAAAUGCACAAGUUCUACAAGGAGAUGCGGCAGGACGAGCAGCGGAAACAGCUCGCCGAGCCUCGUCUCGUUUGAGUCAGUUUUUGAUGGGAAUUUCUGGGUGAUAGUGUAUUUUUCUCGACUUGAGAGGCGAGACUAAAACAUUAAAACCUAUUUUUUUCUCAUUAGUUAAGAAAAAUAAAGUUAAAAAACUCAAAAGCGUCCUAAUCGAUUUAUCAACGUUUAUUUUUAUCUCUAGUGAGUUUAAGAACAAAAACAGGCGUUUACGAGGAGGAAAGAUAAGUUUCUGGUGUCUGAAAGUGUUAUAAAUUGAGUCAUAAGUUUCAAAAAUUUAUGAGAAAAAAGAUCUUAUUAGUUGUCAAAUGUUUUUCACAUGAAAAGACUCGACUAAAACGUGCAAAACUCUGAGGCUCUGUUGCCUUUCAAAAAUUAAAAGGUUAAAAAAUAGAGUAGACAAGGAUCUUUUGAAGGAAUUUUUCCAAAGGUCCUUUUCAGGUCUUUCAAAAAUAUCAAAUUCAAAAUUAAGAAAAAAACGUGCCACUCUUGCAAAUCUACUCAACUCGCUCUUAACUGCGAGACAAAUUGACUGCAAAAUAUUCAAAUUUUCUUCAAAGUGUGUUCUUUUUUCCAGGAUCCCCUGGCGAAUCCGAAUUUUGAGAUCUCGGAACUGCUCGAAUUCGUUGAAGAACAACUUCAUAAGGAGGCUGAUGAUGAGAAGAAUAUAA
Molecule: messenger RNA, 4041 nt
Organism: Caenorhabditis auriculariae
Lineage: Eukaryota; Metazoa; Nematoda; Chromadorea; Rhabditida; Rhabditidae
Source: the annotation of a GenBank genome assembly